AUGCUCCGAAGUCGCCAAGCAACCACCAGGGCCGUCCGGGCUCUGGGCCAGGCGCGUGCCUUUACCUCGACGACGAAGCCUGUCAUGAUCCAGAGCGGCCAGAGGAAACAGGCGAAUGCCAGCGCUGCUCCACAAGUCCGCCCUGUACCGAGCCCUGCUUUCAACGCUGAAACCAAGGACCGCAGCCAUGUGCAGCCUCUGGUCAACCCGUCGAAGCCUGACAUGGAUGAAUCAUUCAUUGGCAAAACUGGAGGCGAAAUCUUCCACGAGAUGAUGCUGCGACAGGGUGUCAAGCACAUUUUCGGAUACCCUGGCGGCGCUAUCCUGCCCGUCUUCGACGCCAUUUACAACUCAAAACACUUCGACUUCAUCCUGCCCCGUCAUGAGCAGGGCGCCGGCCAUAUGGCCGAGGGCUAUGCCCGUGCCUCGGGCAAACCCGGUGUCGUCCUGGUGACUUCCGGACCCGGUGCCACCAAUGUCAUCACGCCCAUGCAGGAUGCCCUGUCGGACGGAACGCCCUUGGUUGUCUUCUGCGGCCAGGUCCCCACCACGGCCAUCGGCAGCGACGCCUUCCAAGAGGCCGACGUCGUGGGCAUCUCGCGGGCCUGCACCAAGUGGAAUGUCAUGGUCAAGAGCGUUGCUGAGCUGCCGCGGAGAAUCAACGAGGCGUUCGAGAUUGCCACCAGCGGCCGUCCUGGCCCCGUCCUCGUCGACCUGCCCAAGGACGUCACGGCCGGUAUCCUGAGGAGAGCCAUCCCUACGGAGACUGCUCUGCCGUCUCUGCCCAGUGCCGCUUCCCGCGCCGCCAUGGAGCUGAGCUCAAAACAGCUCAAUGCCUCCAUCAAGCGCGCCGCCGACCUCAUCAACAUCGCCAAGAAGCCCGUCAUCUACGCCGGUCAGGGUGUCAUCCAGUCCGAGGGCGGCGUUGAGCUCCUGAAGCAGCUGGCGGACAAGGCCUCCAUCCCGGUCACCACCACCCUCCACGGCCUGGGCGCCUUUGACGAGCUGGACGAGAAGUCGCUGCACAUGCUGGGCAUGCACGGCUCAGCGUACGCCAACAUGGCCAUGCAGCAGGCCGACCUCAUCAUCGCCCUCGGCAGCCGAUUCGACGACCGUGUUACUCUCAACGUUUCCAAGUUUGCUCCCGCAGCCAGGCAAGCUGCUGCUGAGGGCCGCGGUGGCAUCAUCCACUUUGAGAUCAUGCCCAAGAACAUCAACAAGGUCAUCCAGGCGACCGAGGCCGUGGAGGGCGAUGUCGCCACCAACCUGAAGCACCUGAUCCCUCAGGUUUCUGAAAAGUCCAUGGCGGACCGCGGGGAGUGGUUCGGUCUCAUCAAUGAGUGGAAAAAGAAGUGGCCCCUGUCCAACUACCAGCGAGCGGAGCGGGCUGGCCUCAUCAAGCCGCAGACGGUCAUGGAGGAGAUCAGCAACCUGACGGCCAACCGAAAGGACAAGACGUACAUUGCCACGGGUGUCGGCCAGCACCAGAUGUGGGUUGCCCAGCACUUCCGCUGGAGGCACCCUCGCUCCAUGAUUACCUCUGGUGGCCUGGGCACCAUGGGCUACGGUCUCCCCGCGGCCAUUGGCGCCAAGGUGGCUCAGCCCGACGCUCUGGUCAUCGACGUCGAUGGCGAUGCCUCGUUCAACAUGACGCUGACGGAGCUGUCGACUGCUGCGCAGUUCAACAUUGGCGUCAAGGUGGUUGUGCUCAACAACGAGGAGCAGGGCAUGGUGACGCAGUGGCAGAACCUCUUUUACGAGGACCGAUAUGCGCACACGCACCAGAAGAACCCUGACUUUAUGAAGCUGGCCGACGCCAUGGGCGUGCAGCACCAGCGCGUGACGGAGCCGGAGAAGCUGGUGGAUGCCCUGACGUGGCUCAUCAACACCGAUGGCCCGGCCCUCCUGGAGGUUGUCACUGACAAGAAGGUGCCUGUCCUGCCCAUGGUGCCUGCUGGAUCAGCCCUGCACGAGUUCCUCGUCUUUGAACCUGAAAAGGAUAAGCAGCGCCGUGAGCUGAUGAAGGAGAGAACAAAGGGUGUGCAUUCCUAA
This is a messenger RNA of Trichoderma citrinoviride, 2052 nucleotides long. RefSeq names its product acetolactate synthase. The coding region runs from base 1 to 2052 and encodes 683 amino acids. The record is from RefSeq and is a predicted model, not a curated record. Gene Ontology annotation, molecular function: acetolactate synthase activity; thiamine pyrophosphate binding; flavin adenine dinucleotide binding. Gene Ontology annotation, biological process: L-valine biosynthetic process. Gene Ontology annotation, cellular component: acetolactate synthase complex; mitochondrion. The transcript is spliced from 5 exons. NCBI's taxonomy places the organism in Eukaryota, Fungi, Ascomycota, Sordariomycetes, Hypocreales, Hypocreaceae.